AUGUGGUUGGAUGAUAAAUCUUGUUUUGAUACAGUGCACAUUGGUUGGAACCAACAAGUUACUGGCUCUCCCUCUUUAAAACACCACUCCAGAAUUCAAAAUGUGAAAAAUGCUCUAAAGCUCUGGAAUACCAAUCAUUUUAGAAAUUGCCAUAAAAAAAUAAAGGAGCUGAAAAUUCAUAUUGAAUCUGUCCAAAAUUUGGAUAAAUCUGCAAACAAUAUAGCUAUUGAUGCAGCUCUCCAGGUUGAACUUGAUAUAUGGCUGGCUAGAGUUGAAACAUUUUGGUGGCAAAGAUCGAAGGACAAAUGGCUCAAAGACGGAGAUGCCAAUACCAAGUAUUUUCAUUUAUCUACAAUUUUGCAUGCUAGAAAUAAUAGAAUUUCAUCCAUCAAAAGCAUGAAUAAUAUGAUUUUCUUUGAAAGAAAUAGCAUUGGAAAUUGUUUUGUGAAAUUUUAUUCUGAUCUUUUCACUUCUGAUUUUAAUCCAAACCACCCCCCUUUCCCUGCUGAUCUGGAGAAUCUUUUUCCCUCCAUUUUGAAUAAUAAUGAUAAUAUUGAUCUUUGUGAGAUUCAUUCCCAUGCUCUUAUAAAAAAAAUCCUCUUCUUCUUUGCCACAAACAAGAGCCCAGGCCCUGAUGGUCUCCCUCCCACCUUCUUCAAAAAUUUUUGGAAAACCACAAAAAAGGCUUUGAUUGAAGCUAUUCAACACUUUUUCAAAACUGGCCAUUUGCUCAAAGCUCUAAAUUGCACCUUCAUUGCUCUUAUACCAAAAGGCAAAAAAGCCUCUAGAGUUGAUCAACUCAGGCCAAUUAGUUUAUGUAACGUUACUUACAAAACUAUUUCAAAAAUCCUUGCUUGCAGGCUUAAAAGUCAUCUUAAUAGAUUCAUCUCCCCUUUCCAAAUGGCUUUUGUUUUGGGUAGGAAUAUCCAUGACAACAUUAUUAUAUCUCAUGAAGUCAUGCACUACCUUCACCACAAAAGUGGUUCCAAAGGUUUCAUGGCUAUCAAAAUUGAUCUUACAAAAGCAUUUGACAAAGUUGAGUGGAGUCUUGUCUUGAAAAUUCUUAAUCUUCUUGGUUUCUCUAAUCAGUUUGUUAAUUUGAUUCAGGAAUGCAUCUCUUCUCCUAGUUUCUCUUUUUUGAUUAAUGGCUCUCCAUUUGGCAAUCUUAGGCCUUCAAGAGGAAUCAGACAGGGCGAUCCAAUUUCCCCUUUUCUGUUUGUUAUUUAUAUUGAGCUUCUAUCUAGAAUGCUUGCUAAAGAAGAACAGGCAACCACUGAAGAUGCUCUUUGCAUUAAAAAUGUUCUGGAAAAAUUCUCUAUUUGCCUUGGCUUCAAGGAGUGCAACCACAAAGCCAAACACUUAGGUCUCCCUUUCUGCCAUCCAAAGUCCAGGAAAGAUUCUUUUACUGAUGUUUUUGAUAAAAUUUCAUCAAAUCUGAGUGGUUGGAAAUCAAAAAACCUUUCCCAAGCUAGUAGAACAAUUCUCCUCAAAGCUGUUGCUCAAGCCAUCCCUUCUUACACCAUGUCAGUCUCGUUAAUCCCCAAGGGAAUCUGCAAUAUGAUGGAUGCAAAGCUUCGAAAAUUCUGGUGGGGGGAAAAUUGUAAUGAGAACUCCUUAAUGCUGAAAACCUGGGACUCUAUUUGUUCUCCCAAAUCAAGUGGUGGCCUUGGCUUUAGAAGAAUGUUUGAUCUUAACAAAGCCCUUUUCUCAAAAAUCACUUGGAACGUGGCUGCCAACAGUGACAAGUUGUGGGUUCUCUCUAGGAAAGCGAACCAGAGUGCUAAUACCCAUUGGAAAAGUCAAAUCACCUCCCACACCAGUACUAAAUCUUCACCCAACCUUUCAUGGAUUCCUCCUCCUUUUGAUUGGCUAAAGAUUAAUAAUGAUUCUUCAUUUGAUGAUGGGAUUGCACACUCUAGCUGCAUUAUCCGAAACUCCAACGGCUCCAUUUUGCUUGCCCACUCUACAGCUCAUGUCUGUCUUGAAGCCCUUGCAGCCGAAGCUCUUGCAGUUUUGGAAGCUUGCAAAAUCCUUAGCUCUGCAAGAAUUAAAAAUGCUAUUUUUGAAGCUGACUCCCUCGACGCCAUCUCCUUCAUUGUUAGUGACUCUUGCCCCGUGCAUUGGACUGCUAAGGUGGUAAUCGAGGAAAUCAAAAAGUUCAGUGGAUUAUGGCCGAAAUGGCGCUUUAAAUAUGGUAGCCGUAAUUCAAAUUUUGUUGCCCAUUCUCUUGCUAAAUGGGUUUGUUGCUCUAAUUGGGAUGGGAUUGUUCCUCCUGAUCUUAUCCCCCUGGUUUGUUUUGGUGAUGGGGGACACCCUCUUGUAGACUCGUUUAUUUCCUGUCCUUAA
Molecule: messenger RNA, 2346 nt
Organism: Erythranthe guttata (spotted monkey flower)
Lineage: Eukaryota; Viridiplantae; Streptophyta; Magnoliopsida; Lamiales; Phrymaceae
Source: RefSeq, a predicted model, not a curated record